AUGCCUUCCUUGACCAGCCUCCUCACCUACAAGACACCGCCUUACAACACUAGCACAAAGGGAAGAAGCUUAGUGUUGGAGGGUCAUCACACCUAUCUUGUGUGCAGCUGGAGUAAACCCAACUGGACAAGAGAGCUACUGAACCAGGUUGGAUGGACAUCAAUUGGGCAUGAGGAGAUUUGCGAGAAGAGGAGCCUGAGCUCGAUCGAGCUGAGUCGAGCUGAGGGUCGAGCUGAGGAUCGAGCUGAAUAUCAGGUCCAGAGUGCUGAUUGGUGA
Messenger RNA from Microthlaspi erraticum, 276 nucleotides. The record is from the annotation of a GenBank genome assembly. Lineage: Eukaryota; Viridiplantae; Streptophyta; Magnoliopsida; Brassicales; Brassicaceae.